CUGGUGGAAAAGGGCAGCAAAUAACAUGAGUGAACGCAGGAGAGCAGAGUUUGUUGGUAAAAAUAAAGAGGCGCUAAGUUUGCUUGAGAAGCUGUAAAUUAAAACGUGGCAAGAAGUAUAGCUGCUGUGUGAAAGCUGCUGUGAUGUGAGAAACGUGUGAGGAAAAGGUCCAAUCAGCUAAACGCAGAACACCUGUUUCCACUAGCUGUAAUCACACCCCUCAUUCAACCAAUCCUCAUUCAACAAGUACAACACUUUAUCUCUUUGUUUAGUUGGUCUCAGCAGUGAGUGGCUGAACAAGUUGAUAUACCACAAUAUAAGUUCUAUUAGUUCUAUUAGUAAAGAGUCAGAGCUGCAGCUGUAACUCUGCUAGCUUCUAGCUGGCAGUUUGAUAUUGGAAGGAAUGUGCAGAAGAUCCUUCAAUGAUCCUGCAAAUGCUUUCCAAUCAGAGCAGCACCACACUGGAGCACUAAUGAGCAGACUGAGAGCAGCCCGAACACAGAUCUCCCAUCAGCUCAGGAGCAGCAGCAACUCUUGACGGCAUCUGAGGCACCGAGACGCAGGACUGAUCUGCAGCCAGCGGGGGAAAGGCGUAGGAGAGGUCGUGAGGUGGCUUCAAAAGGCAAAUUAGCAGCUGAGAAAGAGAGAGUGUGAGAGGAGAGGAUCGCUCCAGUGCAACAGCCGACCUUUCCCCACACUCGGAGGCUGACCCUCAGACUUUCCUCUUCCUGAAGACCCCCAUCCCUUCAAGGAGGAGCUCAGCCAUGGAGGAGAUGCUCACCUGCAGCCGCAGCCCUUUCUCCCAGGUGUUUGGGCGUCAGGGUCAGCUCAUGCAAGCCACGGUGCAGUCUCUGAACAGUCUGAAUGACCAGAUUGCAAGCUUCAUGGUGACUGGACCGAAGCCCGUGGAGCCGGAGCAGCCUGUCUUUCCUCCGACUGACAAGGAGCCGCUGCAGAAGUCCAUGACCCUGAUGAGGCACCUCCUCGUGGAUGCACAGGCAAAAAUCCUGAAAAUGAUGGAUGACAACAAGCAGCUGGCUCAGCGCAUCGAUGGGGCCAUCCAGUCCGCCAGCCAGGAGGUGACCAACCUGCGGUCAGAGCUGAGCGCCACCAGCCGCAGACUGGCCGAGCUGGGGGCAACCGACUCUGCCAGCGUGCUGGAGACCCUGCAGCACAACCACAACGAUCCUUCUUCCCACCCGAGGCAGAAGCCUCCGGCCACUGACCUCUGCUACAAGACUGAAAUCAGCAGUCUGAUGGACUUCAACUCUCCGGACGCCUCCCUGGACAAAGUCCUGCUGCGUGAGGAGGUGGCCCAGCUCCAGGAGGAGGUGCACCUGCUGCGGCAGAUGAAGGACAUGUUGAGUAAGGACCUGGAGGAGACCCAGGGCGGCUGCUCGGCCGACGUGCUCUCCGCCACCGAGCUCCGCGUGCAGCUGGCCCAGAAGGAGCAGGAGCUGAACCGAGCCAAGGAGGCUCUGCAAGCCAUGAAGUCGGACCGUAAGCGUCUGAAGGCAGAGAAAGCCGACCUGGUGAACCAGAUGCAGCAGCUUUAUGCCACACUGGAGAGCCGGGAGGAGCAGCUCCGCGACUUCAUACGCAACUAUGAGCAGCACAGAAAAGAGAGCGAGGAGGCGGUGAAGGCGCUGGCCAAAGAGAAGGACCUGCUGGAGAGAGAGAAGUGGGACCUGCGGCGGCAGACCAAGGAAGCCACGGAGCACGCGGGGAUGCUGCGCUCCCAGCUCGACCUCAAGGAGAACCGCAUCAAGGAGCUGGAGGCUGAACUGGCCAUGAUGAGUAACUCUGUCAAUCAGAGAAUGGAGUUCCGGGUGUUUGAGCGGGUUGCGGACAGGGACUACUCUCCUAGGGUCAUGGCGGCUAAACAGUCCCUCUCCACGCUGACCAAGGACGUGCCCAAGCGUCACUCUCUGGCCAUGCCCACGGAAGCGGUCGUCAACGGCAACAACCAGGAGUGGGUGAUGCAGGCUGACCUUCCGCUGACUGCUGCCAUCAGACAGAGUCAGCAGACCCUCUACGUCCACACGGGGCAUCCCACUGACAGACAAGUGGCUGCCGUGCGGGUGAGCCCGUGCCACUCGCGUCAGCCCUCCAUCAUCUCCGACGCCUCGGCUCAAGAGGGAGACCGGUCAUCCACACCCAGCGACAUCAACUCACCACGCCAUCGGACUCACUCCCUCUGCAAUUCCCUAGAAGAUCUGGAGGAGGCGAAGCGUAAGAAGAAGAAAGAGAAGAUGGGGCUGGGCUCUCUGUCGCGCGUCUUCGCCCGGGGAAAGCAGCGCAAGUCCCUCGACCCCGGUUUGUUUGAUGACUCGGACAGCCUCUCCAGCCCCACCCGCCACAGCCUCAGCCUGUCGGAUGGGUCCGAGGACCAGCUGGACCGCCUCCAGCAGGUGGAGCUGGCCAGGUCGACGCCCAUGUCCCAGUGGAGGGCCGGCACUGUGCAGGCCUGGCUGGAGGUUGUCAUGGCGAUGCCCAUGUACAUCCGCACCUGCUCAGAAAAUGUCAAGAGUGGAAAGGUUUUACUGGGGCUCACAGAUGAAGACCUGGAGCUGGGUUUAGGUGUCAGCAGUUUAAUGCAUCGCCGGAAACUCCGCCUGGCCAUCGAGGAUUACAGAGAUGCUGAGAACGGUAGAGGGCUGUCCAAGGCUGCAGACAUGGACCACCACUGGGUGGCCAAGGCCUGGCUGAGCGACGUGGGCUUGCCCCAGUACUCCCAGGCCUUUCACAACCACCUGGUGGACGGGCGCCUGCUGAACUCCCUGACGCGUCGCGACCUUGAACGUCACCUCAACAUCACCAAGAAGUUCCACCAGGUCAGCCUGCUGCUGGGCAUCGAACUGCUGCACUUACUCAACUUCGACAAGGAGGCGCUGCAGGCUCGCCGGAUACAGUGUGAGCACCAGAACGGGGAUCCGUUGGUAUGGACCUCUCAUCGGGUCAUGAAAUGGAUCAGAGAUAUUGACCUGAAGGAGUUUGCUGAAAGUCUUCUCGGCAGCGGAGUUCACGGCGCCGUCAUGGUGCUCGACCCCACUUUUAACACUGACGCCAUGGCGACGGCACUGGGGAUCCCUAACAACAAGCACAUGGUUCGUCGACACCUCGUUGAGGAGAUGAAAACCCUGAUUGGCCCGGCCAGGACGGAUGCCAAGCAGGACUACGAGGGUCUUGGCCUGGGAACGCCACCAACCCUCCUUCGCCAGAACUCCCUGGGCCGACCGCCCAGCUCCACCGGCCGACACACUGAUGACGAAGGCUCGCUGAGGAGGAGGGCUGUCAAGCCUCCGACAGGGUUCAGCCCCAAAGCCCGCAACGGGCGAGACCUGAGUUGCCACGGCAGCUACGGCUCCCUGCCUCGGGACGGUCGAGACCAGACUCCGCCCCGAGCCGAGGGAAGCCCCAUCCAAGGUUACACCAGCAUCGAGGUCACCAACGUGUGAGGUCAUCCGACGAAACACCAGCCGUCAGCUUCAUCGCAACUAAAAUCUUCAUCGUGGACAUUUGUCAUGUGCUCCUAAACACGGGAUGGUUAUUUUUUCUAAAGAGGACAGAUUGCACUUUUUAAACAGGAACAGGAUUCUUUUUUACAAGUUUCCUGGUUUAAGAAAAAAAAAAAAAGACUCACUGUGUGCAGGUGGUAUUUUGAUGUUUUUUUGGGGGGGGCAGUAAUUUCUCUUCCCCGACGCCAGAAUAAAGAGAUGAACGACAAGCUAAAUGAUUAUUUUUCUAUUUUUUUGUGCGUGUAAAUGGUUCUUUGUGAAUCAGGAUGUGACUUGGCAGUUUGUUUUUGUUGACUGGUUGCUCUUGACUGUUUCUCUGAGGGGAAAAGGAGAUUAAAAAAAGACUGUUUGUAUAAUAAUACAGGGUACUUGAUGACAAAGUUUCAUAUCAGUGUAAAUUGUUCUUGUUUCAUUCAGUUUGUGAUGCCUUGUCAGUGUAGCCGAGGACAGCGGACAGAAAAAAAAACAGACUUGAAAUGAAUUUUAAAUUCUAGAGUUUAUGUUUGAUAGUCAUUUUUCAUCUUGCACAUUUACACAGUUGUGUCUAAACAAAAUGUAGCACCCUCUUCUGAUGUUUUCUACUGUGCAGUAAACAUGGAAAAAAAAAUAGUUGAACAAUGCCAACAAAAGAUGACUGCAGAGCUGUACGUCCACAGACGCCUAGAAGGGCUGAACGCCGUGAGGAUGCAUAUAUGUGGGAAUGAAAGAGUUCCUUUUAAUGAAAUAAAGAUGACAUCUCAAAAUGAAUCGUCCUGUUGUACCCGUCUUCAGCAGAAAAUUCAAUAAAAAUACAGUGCCAAUGAA
Molecule: messenger RNA, 4322 nt
Organism: Sebastes umbrosus (honeycomb rockfish)
Lineage: Eukaryota; Metazoa; Chordata; Actinopteri; Perciformes; Sebastidae
Gene: kazna
Product: kazrin, periplakin interacting protein a
Exons: 19
Coding region: 765-3458 (897 amino acids)
Molecular function (GO): protein binding
Source: RefSeq, a predicted model, not a curated record